UACUUAAUAAAAAUUCAAAACCCUAAAUCCUUUACCCCCUCCAUCACCCACGAUCUCCUCAUCCUCCCUACCAAAUCAUUUUCCGACGCAGUGCACUUCCACCGCCAGGGCCAGUCAUUCCAUAAGCCACCGCCGACUUGUCGUAAGAUCCGAAUGGCUUGUAUACAGUAUGGUCGAAAUGCACUCCGGAAAAUUAUUAAAGAUACCACACUCCAUCCUUCUGAUCAAAUGAUGCAGCCAUUGUUGUUCACGGGUCAGGGAGUUAGACAUAGGAAGUUGGAAGUUAUUCUCACAACAAGCAUUGAAAAACUUGGGAAAGCUGGAGAGACAGUUAAGGUCGCCCCUGGAUACUUUCGGAACCAUCUUAUGCCCAAGAUACUGGCUGUUCCAAAUAUUGAAAAGUAUGCUCAUCUGAUUAAGGAGCAGCGUAGGAUUUACCAACCGGUUGAGGAAGAGGUCGUUAAGGUUGUGACACUGACGAAGGAGGAUAAGAUGAAAGAAUAUGAAAAGGCAGCAAAACGUCUGGAUUGUAAACAGCUGGUGUUGAGGAGGUUAAUUGACAAGGAGAAGUUCCGUACCCGUGCUACAAAAGAUGAGCCCUUAGCUCUGCAAUCUUCUGUGACAGUAGACGACAUUGUUGCUGAGGUGGCACGCCAAUUUUCUGUUCAAAUUGCGCCCGAAAAUUUGAAUUUACCAUCCCCCUUGUCAGCGUGUGGUGAAUAUGAAGUGGCACUCCGCUUUCCAAAGUCGAUCCCUUUGCCUGAAGGAAAGGUCUACUGGACUCUCAAAGUGAAAGUCCGUAGUAAAUAAAAAAGUGGUAAACGCUAUCUCUCACUUUAUGGUGCCUCUGUUUUGGGUUUCUUUAGAUCGCUAGGCCUUUCAGACUUUUAGUUAUUGAGUUGGCUGUUUGCUGGUUUCUCAAUGAUUUAAUUAAGCUAUUUGCUUAACAAUGUAAUGGAUUCACACUCUUUGACACAUUCAUCAAUGUGAUAAUUUAUGCGUUGUUGAAUUAA
Messenger RNA from Cucumis melo (muskmelon), 1013 nucleotides. RefSeq lists its product as uncharacterized. Gene Ontology annotation, cellular component: mitochondrion; ribosome. The transcript has 6 exons. The coding region runs from base 154 to 810 and encodes 218 amino acids. Gene Ontology annotation, molecular function: structural constituent of ribosome. The record is from RefSeq and is a predicted model, not a curated record. NCBI's taxonomy places the organism in Eukaryota, Viridiplantae, Streptophyta, Magnoliopsida, Cucurbitales, Cucurbitaceae. Gene Ontology annotation, biological process: translation.